Messenger RNA from Heteronotia binoei (common prickly gecko), 1888 nucleotides. RefSeq names its product suppressor of cytokine signaling 4 (gene SOCS4). The record is from RefSeq and is a predicted model, not a curated record. The transcript has a single exon. Gene Ontology annotation, biological process: phosphatidylinositol phosphate biosynthetic process; intracellular signal transduction. Lineage: Eukaryota; Metazoa; Chordata; Lepidosauria; Squamata; Gekkonidae. Gene Ontology annotation, cellular component: phosphatidylinositol 3-kinase complex. Gene Ontology annotation, molecular function: 1-phosphatidylinositol-3-kinase regulator activity. Bases 96 to 1394 code for a protein of 432 amino acids.
UACACCGAAGCGCCUAACAGAAGCUCUCUUUGGUGAGGACCAAGACAUUUGCUGUCGGUCGUCCUGGGACUUUAGAGAAGCCGCCCGCAUCAACGAUGGCAGAAAACAAAGAAAGGAGCGCUAAGAAUACAGACGUGAGACCAAAAACCAGCCGGAGCAGAAGCGCAGACAGGAAGGAUGGUUACGUAUGGAGCAGGAAAAAGCUUUCCUGGUCCAAAAGGAGCGACAGCAGUUCCGAUGCCGAAACGGCAAGUACUUCAGGGAAAUCUGCUUUUAGUUUGAGGAACCAGGAGCGGAAACACAGCUGUUCCUCGACGGAGCUGGACCUGGAACGGUCAUGUGGCCACAGGUUCCUAGGCCGGUCCCUGAAACAGAAACUGCAGGAUGCCGUGGGCCAGUGUUUCCCUAUCAAGAACUGUAGCAGCCGGCAUUCUUCAGUGCUCCCAUCCAAGAGGAAAAUCCAUAUCAGCGAGCUGAUGUUGGACAAGUGUCCCUUCCCGCCACGGUCCGAGCUAGCUUUCCGCUGGCAUUUGAUCAAGCGGCACACUGCCCCCAUAAAGCAAAAAUCAGAAAGCUGGCUCAGCGUGGCGUCUUCCCACAGCGAAGGGAAGGAGGGAGAGGUCGAGAGCGCGGACGGAGGAGGGCCGGCGGUUCUGCAGGCUUCCGGUUUCGGCAACAGCCCUUCCUGCAGCUGCGACCCCCAGGGCGAACCCGCCGCGGGCAGGCCAGCAAAGAGCAGAGAAGAGAGCGACAUGGACUCCGACGACGAGGCCGUGACGCUUUGCGCCAGCUCCAGGAAGAGAAACAAGCCGCGGUGGGACCCCGGCGACGAACUGCUGCAGCUGGAAUCGCCCCCGAAAUAUCACACCCAGAUUGACUACGUCCACUGUCUCGUCCCCGACCUCCUCCGGAUCAACAACAACCCGUGCUACUGGGGAGUGAUGGAUAAGUACGCGGCGGAAGCGCUUCUGGACGGAAAGCCGGAAGGGACAUUUUUGCUGCGAGACUCUGCCCAGGAGGAUUACCUGUUCUCGGUGAGCUUUAGGCGUUACAGCCGCUCUCUGCACGCCAGGAUCGAACAGUGGAACCACAACUUCAGCUUCGACGCCCACGACCCCUGCGUCUUCCACUCCCCCGACAUCACGGGACUCUUGGAACAUUACAAAGACCCCAGCUCCUGUAUGUUCUUUGAACCGCUGCUCUCGACCCCCUUAAACAGGACUUUCCCGUUCUCGCUUCAACAUAUAUGCAGAACUGUGAUUUGUAACUACACAACGUACGACGGCAUAGAUGCUCUUCCGGUCCCUCCGUCGGUGAAGUUGUAUCUGAAGGAAUAUCACUAUAAGUCAAAAGUUAGAGUCCUCAGGAUCGAUGUACCAGAGCAACAAACCUAAAAAAUUAGUUUGAAGGGGGGGGGGCGGUUUUGUUCGUUUUUCUUGUUUUGUUCGUUAAGAGCGUUGGAAAGUUAGAAGGUCUGUCUUUCUUGCUGCCAUUUUUUAUUCUGGGAAAACAUUUAUAGUCCAUACAGAUCUCCACCCCGGCCUUAUGAUCAAAAUGGAUUUUUAUUCCCCUAUUCCACCAAGGCAGAUUGUUAGCGAAGAUGUAACGAAAUCUGCAGAUUUAUUGAUAAUAAUACCUUGUAGGGGGGGGAUGGGAUUUCGAGUAGGUUUUUUAAACCUUUUCACUCAAGGUUAAUCUUUUAGAUUUUAAGCUGAAAUCCAAAACAGAAUUUGUCUUUUGUAUUCUGCGAUUUAUAAUACGGUACAGGCAUGUUUGAAACACUGUGCGAAAAGCUACACAAGAGUGACCAAGUUGUAUUUUAUACCUUUCUUUGAAAAAUUAGUACUUUGUCCUCUCUAUAAAAAGUAAAAUUAAUGUCUAUUUAUAA